Rhodamnia argentea is the source of this 2221-nucleotide messenger RNA. RefSeq names its product myosin-4-like. NCBI's taxonomy places the organism in Eukaryota, Viridiplantae, Streptophyta, Magnoliopsida, Myrtales, Myrtaceae. The record is from RefSeq and is a predicted model, not a curated record. The transcript has 9 exons. Bases 568 to 1743 code for a protein of 391 amino acids.
GCGGCGACCAAAACAUAGGAAAGGCGAAAGCUGUCUCAUCAUCAGGCAAGACUGUCUGAAAUCGCAAAGAGUCUUGAUUGGUUUGGACGAUUGCCUUUCGAUUUCAAAGCGCGCGCUCUCUCUCUCCCAAGAAAUUUCAUCAUUUCCGUCGAAUCCCUCCUUAAUCAAGCUAUCGAUUGACAGGGUCCGGUCGACAUUCCAUUCGGAGGAAACCCUUUCAAGGUCUCUCCCUCUCUGUGUGUGAGAAUUCGUGGGGAAAUGAGUUAUGCGGUGCCGAUUUAUUGUAUCUGCCAGGCGUAGGGAUUGAAUAAGCGUUGUUACAGGCGUCAACGACGAUCUUAGUGCGGAUUUCUUUUCGGAAUGCGGGGAAUUUCGUUUGGGAAGAUCUUACCGGUUCCUGGGUAUUUGUCUGUUCUUGCAAUGGGGGUGUAUCCUGACGAGUGUAUCGUCUUUUGUUAGUUUUAGUGGGAAAAAUGCAUUCAGUUCCACACAGGCACGAGUCUAAAUCGUACUGCUGCAUAAGAUAGUCCUCAUCGGCAUUUCAGACAUAAAGUGCCACGUGGAACCAUGAGCGAGAGUGAUAAUUCUUUUGAUGUUGAGGAACUCCUACAAAUCAGCACAAGAUGUAGAGAGCUUGGAAAAGAAAGGGAUAUGUUGAGAGAAUCACAAUUCCAAAGCUUUGAACUAAUCAAGAAACUAGAACAUCAUGUAAAUUCGUUGUCUGAUGCUCGUGCAAAAGAUGAGAAGUGCAUCCAACAGUUGGAAAAGGAACUGAUGAACUGCUCUCAAGAGAUUGACUAUCUGCAGGAUCAGAUAGGUAUGAGGACUGCUGAGGUCAACUUUCUUGAGGAGCAGGUGCACAUGCUUGAGUUGAAAUUAGAGUAUAUGGAAACCUUAGAAGAGAAGGUUAUCAUAUUGAGUGAAGAACUGAGGAGAUCUGAUUCAGUGCGGGAGUUCUUGGUACAGGAACUAGAGACAAAGGAAUUGGAACUUAAUAGAUCCAUUUUAUGCAUUGAGAAACUAGAGGAGUCUAUUUCUUCUGCAGGAUUGGAGUCACAGUGUGAGAUUGAGAGUAUGAAGCUUGAUUUAAUGGCCUUGGAGGAGAACUUUUUUGAAGCUAAGAAAGGUCAGGAUGAAGCAAUACAAGAAAAAGAUAGGAUAAGCAGGUUGAUGGAUGAGCUUGAGGUUCAAUUGAAGGACGCAAUGGGAGUUGUGGAUUGUUUAGAAAAGGAAAAUAAAGAACUGAGGGAGAAGCUUGAUUUAUCUGAAACAAAUAUGCAGGAGUUCUUUCAAAAGAUCGAAGAGUAUUUUGAAGAACUGCUGGAUGACAACGAAAGGUCAAAACUUCAUUUGUUCAAGGGAGAAAAUGGGUGUAACGUCACCUUUCAGAGGGACAUGGGGGAAACAUUUGUUCAACUGCUCUCCAAAAUAAAUGCUCCAGAUGCAGUGACAAAAGAAAAUAUGAAGAAGAUGUCUCUCCAGAUACAUGAAUAUGAACUUCUCGUGAGGCAGCUUAAGGAAGAAUUGAGGGAGGAAAAGUUGAAGGCAAAGGAAGAGGCAGAGGACAUGGCUCAAGAGAUGGCCGAACUAAGGUACCAAAUUACUGGUUUACUUGAAGAAGAACGGAAGCGCCGUGCUUGUAUCGAACAGGCAUCACUACAAAGGAUAGCUGAGUUAGAGGCACAGGUUCAAAAAGAACAGAGAAGAUCAUCUACUGCCAUGAGCAUCUCCACCAUCCGGUGAGCAGUAAAUAGAAGACUCUUAUCAGGAGUAUGGAAGCUAGUACCUUGACGAUAAUGGUUGAAAGAAAGGUAAUAUAUAACGCAGCCUCUGCAGAUCAUGAGCGUUCUCUGUGGAGAUGAAGAAAGCUCCAACCAGGAGGAACUUGCUGGUAGUCUUGUAAUCCCCGACUUUGUGAUCUGCAUCAUCGCCUAGUGAAUAGGACCAUCAUGAUUCUAGCAAAUCUAGAUGUCAGAUUUACAUAAUGCAGCGUCAAAGAGUUUGGGUUGAAUCAUGAUGGUCUUAAUCACCGGGUGAAUGGUGCGCAUGAGAGGUCAGGGUUUACCAUAAGGGAACCAACAGGUUCAGGUGUUGCAUUUCAUUUGCGUGCCUCUACAAGCGCCAUGUUUUCUCUACUCGUGCAAAAUGUUUAUAAGCCUUUGAGAUUGCCAUGAGUGGACAAUGCUUUGACUAGUCUUCAAUUCCAAGGUAUUCUUUUGGA